Messenger RNA from Neofelis nebulosa (Clouded leopard), 846 nucleotides. RefSeq names its product cleavage and polyadenylation specific factor 4 like (gene CPSF4L). Gene Ontology annotation, molecular function: RNA binding; metal ion binding. The record is from RefSeq and is a predicted model, not a curated record. Gene Ontology annotation, cellular component: mRNA cleavage and polyadenylation specificity factor complex. The transcript is spliced from 7 exons. The coding region runs from base 3 to 818 and encodes 271 amino acids. Lineage: Eukaryota; Metazoa; Chordata; Mammalia; Carnivora; Felidae.
AGAUGCAAGAGGUCAUUGCUGGGCUAGAGCAGUUCACCUUCACCUUCGAGAAGGAUGUAGAGAUGCAGAAGGGCACUGGACUCCUGCCUUUCCAGGGCAUGGACAAGUCGGGCUCAGCUGUGUGCAACUUUUUCGCUAAAGGGCUCUGUGAGAAAGGGAAGCUCUGUCCUCUCCGGCACAACCGAGGGGAGAAGAUGGUGGUGUGUAAGCACUGGCUGCGGGGACUGUGUAAGAAGGGCGACCAGUGCAAUUUCUUGCACCAGUACGAUGUCACCAGGAUGCCCGAGUGCUACUUCUACUCCAAGUUCGGUGAUUGCAACAACAAGGAAUGUCCCUUUCUCCACGUGAAGCCAGCUUUCAAGACCCGGGACUGUCCUUGGUAUGACCAAGGUUUCUGCAAGGAUGGUCCCCUGUGCAAACACCGCCAUGUCCGUAAGAUAAUGUGCGCUAACUACUUCGUGGGCUUCUGCCCCGAGGGACCCAGGUGCCAAUUUGCACAUCCCAAGAUGAAUCUUUUAUUCAACCCGAGUUUCACGAAGCAGCUUGUCAACUGGCCACGGGGUUCAGCCCCUCCUGCUCGUGCCCAGGAGCCUCGCAGGCCCCCUUCCCCGCCGGAGGGACCGCUUCUCCCCGCUCAGAGGCCCCAGCAGCACCUGGUCUCCUACCACCUGGGACUCAGGGCGCCGGAGCCCGGCCCGUGCUACAGGGUGAGUAGCUGCGGUGCGACUCCCUUCGGGUCAGGUAAGACCACCACACUGGGGUCUACGGGUGUGAAUGAGGGCAGUGAGCGGGCACUGGUAACCCCAAUGUUACCCUAAGUCUCCACGACCUCAUCUGACUUACCUC